GUUUAUUUAAAGCAUUCAUCUCAUGUUGAUUUCCUUGAUAUACAGCUUUUGGAGUCUCCUUCCAUUUUCUUGUACAACAUCUCGAAGGAGCAGCUUUUUAAUUUCUCUUGCUGGUUCAAGUCUGAGAAAAGAUCAUGGAAUGCUCCGCACAUGAACAUAUAACUUCAGUGGGUUUUCCUUUUGCUUGGGAAGAAAAGGCACCUUCCCCUCGCCCACAUACUCCAUGUGUUGGAGGAAUCAGCAUACCUCCUUCUCCCCAAACUUUCUCCGAAUAUUUUCAAGAUACCCUGCUUGCUACAAGUCUUCCCCAAGAUCCUAUGAUGUUCCAGCUGGCUACAUUCUCGCAUUUACAAACCACAGAGUAUGUUGGUUCCCUGCCAAGUGAUCUUCUGACCACCCACCAACAAUUAGAUCUUAAUACAUCAUUCUCAAAGGAACUGGCUAUGUCCUUCCAUUUUAGAACUGGUGUUUCUGGCUGUGGAAACUUAUUGCCAACUCAUUCUUUAGCAAGCCAAAGCAAUGCACAAUCAGUGGCUCUGCCUCUUGGGCUUGACCAACACCAAGGGAUUUCAUCAGUCUCAGAACCAGCUGUUGAUGCUUCGCAAAAUCCGCAACAGUCAAAACCAUUGAGUAAGCAUCAAAUCUACAGAAGGCGUGUGAAAGGGAAAUCAAAGUUCAAGGAUCUUUCACAUCAAGUUCUGAAUGAACACAUCAAAAUGCUGAAUGAAGAUUUUGUAAGGAUAACAGGUGAACUUAAAGCCAAGGAUGAGCAGCUUUCCCAUCUCAAAUCGGAGAAUCACAGGCUCAGGAACGAAAACAAACGUUUGAAAUUGCUUCCAUAGGUUAGGAUUUUGUGACUUUGAAACGACCACCUAUACUUGUUUUUCUUUUUUUUUUUU
Messenger RNA from Durio zibethinus, 899 nucleotides. RefSeq lists its product as uncharacterized. The record is from RefSeq and is a predicted model, not a curated record. Lineage: Eukaryota; Viridiplantae; Streptophyta; Magnoliopsida; Malvales; Malvaceae.